AAGAAGACACAAGUAGCUGCUGAGUAAAGAAAGAUCAUCGCUAAGCUCUCACCCAAAAGGCUUUUGUCUUCUUGUCGGAGUGAAAAUGGCUUCGUCGUACACGCUUUCCUUUAUCCCUAUGACGGUCGUCGUUUCGCGGCGGAGUGCAUCUCCCUCGCCUUCUUCUUCCCUGAUUCCUCCUCCGUCUCUGCUAGGUAAGAAGCUUCUGGUGACACAACCGUCGCGCCGCCACUUCGUCUCCAAGAAGCACCGGUGCUUGACGUCGGCCAGCACGGUCUUUAGCGUCCCAACUGCGCAGCCGGAGAAUGGUUCUUCGGACAAGAUCCCAAAAUGGUCGGCGAGAGCGAUAAAAUCACUGGCGAUGGGGGAAUUGGAGGCUAGGAAGCUCAAGUAUCCAACUACCGGAAGCGAAGCCAUUCUCAUGGGAAUUUUGGUCGAAGGUACUAGUACAGCUGCUAAGUUCCUGAGGGCGAAUGGAAUCACACUUUUUAAGGUGAGAGAUGAGAUUAUAAAGCUGCUAGGGAAAUCAGAUAUGUACUUCUUCAGCCCUGAGCAUCCUCCUCUAACCGAACCCGCUCGCAAGGCCGUUGACUGGGCUAUUGAUGAGAAGAAGAAAUCUGGUGUGGAUGGGGAACUAACCACUGCCUACUUGCUUCUUGGGGUUUGGUCUCAAAAGGACUCAGCAGGCCGCCAGAUUUUGGAGGCGCUCGGGUUUAACGAAGAUAAAGCCAAACAAGUUGCUGAAGCGAUGAAUGAAGAUGUAGAUUUGAGCUUCAAGAAACAAAGUCAAUAGUGAUGGAGGUUUUAUUACAAUCAGCAAAGCUUAUGCAACUGUAUGGAGUAGCAAAAACCAACUCCUGAUUCAAGACAAACCAGUCUCACUCUUUAUUAGCAUUUCAGUAUUUGGUUGUUUAAGUUUUAUUUAUUUUUGCAUUAUACAGCUAUUGUGCAUCUUAUCACAAGUUCUUCACAACUCCAAAAUAUAAUUCAGUUGCUUUUGCUUCCCGG
Messenger RNA from Brassica rapa (field mustard), 1008 nucleotides. RefSeq names its product ATP-dependent Clp protease ATP-binding subunit CLPT1, chloroplastic. The record is from RefSeq and is a predicted model, not a curated record. Lineage: Eukaryota; Viridiplantae; Streptophyta; Magnoliopsida; Brassicales; Brassicaceae.